Perca flavescens (yellow perch) is the source of this 7540-nucleotide messenger RNA. RefSeq names its product SWI/SNF related BAF chromatin remodeling complex subunit C1a (gene smarcc1a). Gene Ontology annotation, biological process: cell projection morphogenesis. NCBI's taxonomy places the organism in Eukaryota, Metazoa, Chordata, Actinopteri, Perciformes, Percidae. Gene Ontology annotation, cellular component: synapse. Gene Ontology annotation, molecular function: protein binding. The record is from RefSeq and is a predicted model, not a curated record.
UGCGGCUGCGCAAUAUCAUUCGAAAACUUGCACGGUGAGCGACGCCGUGGAGGAGAAAGACAACGCAGCGAACAAAACACACAAUGGCGACGGCGGCGACAACGGCAGGCGGAACGGGCUCAGGCGGACCGGCCACUGGCCCGGUCGGCGGCGGGACCGCAGUGGGACGAAAGAAGGACGGUGGUCCUUCAACGAAAUUCUGGGAAAGUUCAGAGACGAUUUCCCAGUUCGAGACGGUGCGGCAGUGGAUCGGAAAGCACUACAAGAAGUAUGUCCAGAAUGACUCCCCCUCCAGUAAAUCCUUGGCGGGCCUGGUGGUCCAGCUGCUGCAGUUCCAGGAGGAUGCAUUUGGACGCAGGGUCAACAAUCCUGCCCUUACCAAGCUACCUGCCAAGUGUUUCCUGGAUUUCAAGGCAGGAGGUGCUCUCUGUCACAUCUUGGGUUCGGUCUACAAGUUUAAGAGCGAGCAGGGGUGGCGUAGAUUUGACCUGCAGAAUCCUUCCCGGAUGGACAGGAACGUGGAAAUGUUCUUAAAUGUAGAGAAGAACUUGGUCCAGAACAACUGCUUGACUCGACCCACUGUCUUCCUGUCACCGGACAUUGAGCAGAAACAAGCCAGUAAGCUCAAAGACAUCAUCAAAAGGCACCAGGGCUCCAUUACUGAUGACAAGUCAAAGGCCACCCACCACAUCUACCCCUCUCCAGCCCAACAUGAAGAAGAGGAAUGGCUUCGCCCUGUCAUGAAGAAAGACAAGCAGGUGCUGGUUCACUGGGGUGUGUCCCCAGACAGCUAUGAUACCUGGGUGUCAGCCAGCGAGGUGGAUGGGGACGUGGAGGACCCCCCCAACACUGACAGACCAUGGAAGGUCCAUGCCAAGUGGGUUUUAGACACCGAUGCCUUCAAUGAGUGGAUGAAUGAAGAGGACUAUGAGGUAGAUGAGAACAAGAAGCCAGUCAGCUUCCGCCAAAGGAUCUUCCCCAAAGAGGAGGAGUCUUCCCGUACACCCGAUCGCAAGGAGCGCAAGGCCAACUCUGCCAGCAAGAAGAGGAGGCGCUCGCCCUCGCCGCCCAGCACUCCUGCCGAGUCCCGCAAGAAGGGAGGAAAGAAGGGGAACCCGGGGCCUCACUGGAAGCAACGGCGGGGCCACAGAGGUGAAGAGGAGGACACGGAGGAGGACGUAACAAAGGACAUGGACGACUCCUCAGCUGGUGCCAGCAUGGAGGAGGGCAACAUGUCCAAGAAUGCGAAUUCAAAGAAAGACAGUGAGAAUACUCCAGUGAAAGGAGGGAAUGGGGCCGACUUGGAUGACAUGGAGGACGACUCUGUGCUGUCCGGUGGAAAGGAUGAUGAGGAACAGAGCAAAGCUGAAAUCAACCGACUGAUGGACGCUAGCGAGGACAAUGUGACUGAACAGACUCACCACAUCAUCAUACCCAGCUACGGAGCUUGGUUUGACUACAACUGCAUCCAUGAGAUUGAGAGAAGAGCCCUGCCUGAGUUCUUCAAUGGAAAGAACAAGUCCAAAACUCCAGAGAUAUACCUGGCCUAUCGCAACUUCAUGAUCGACACGUAUCGGCUAAACCCUCAGGAGUACCUCACCUCCACCUCCUGUCGCCGGAACUUGACCGGGGAUGUCUGUGCCAUAAUGAGGGUUCAUGCAUUUUUGGAGCAGUGGGGUUUGGUAAACUACCAGGUCGACUCUGAGAGUCGCCCUUUGCCCAUGGGCCCCCCACCCACACCCCACUUCACCGUGCUGGCUGACACACCAUCUGGCCUCAUGCCCCUGAACCACAGACCCCCACCGAUUCCCCCUCAACAGCCAAUGCCCAACUUCGCCGACAAAGGCAAAGACAAGGCCAUCGACCUGCAGAACUUCGGCCUUCGCAGCGACCUCUACAACAAGAAAAAUCUCAAGGGUAAAGCUGCCAACUCUACCAGGGAUUGGACCGAGCAGGAGACUCUACUGCUGCUGGAGGCCCUGGAGAUGUUCAAAGACGACUGGAACAAAGUGUCUGAGCACAUCGGUUCACGCACCCAGGACGAGUGUAUCCUGCAUUUCUUGCGGCUGCCCAUUGAGGAUCCGUACAUGGAGAGCACUGAAGCCUCCCUGGGCCCUCUGGCCUACCAGCCCAUACCCUUCAGCCAGUCUGGAAACCCCGUCAUGAGCACAGUAGCCUUCCUGGCCUCUGUGGUCGAUCCCAGAGUGGCGUCUGCUGCUGCCAGGGCAGCCCUAGAGGAGUUCUCCCGUGUCCGUGAGGAGGUGCCGGCUGAGUUGGUGGAGGCUCACGUGAAGAAGGUGCAGGAGGCAGCCAGGAGCACAGGAAAGGUGGACCCUGCCUUUGGCCUGGAGAGCAGUGGCAUCGCUGGCACUGCUCCUGAGGAACCAGAAAAGACCGAAACCCCAGAGGCAGAGAAGAUAGACACAGACACCGACUCCCAGCAGGCUGAUAAGGCGGAGUUAAAGGACGAGGCAGAGAAGCCCAGCGAGUCUGCGGAGAAGAGCGACAAGACAGAGGCCACAGAAAAAGUGAAGGAGGGAUCCGAGGCGUCGGAGCGAGAUGAGGAGAGUGAAGAGGGAGGGGAGGCCAAAACAGCUUCAGACAAAGACAAAGAGGAGGCUAUGGAGACGUCGUCCUCAGAACAGGAGAAGGAUAAGGAGGAGAAGGCAGCUAUAGAGGAGGGAGAUGAAAAGAGGAAGAAACUGGAGCAUGACAUUGGAGAGGGGAACAUUGCCACCGCAGCUGCUGCUGCCCUGGCAUCUGCUGCCACCAAGGCCAAGCACUUGGCGGCGGUGGAGGAGAGGAAGAUCAAGUCCCUGGUGGCUCUGCUGGUGGAGACCCAGAUGAAGAAGUUGGAGAUCAAGCUGAGGCACUUUGAGGAGCUUGAGACCAUCAUGGACCGAGAGAAAGAGGCUUUGGAGCUUCAGCGACAGCAGCUGCUCACUGAGCGACAGGCGUUCCACAUGGAGCAGCUCAAAUAUGCCGAGAUGAAGGCGAGGCAGCAGAUGGAGCAGCAAGCCGCCGCCGCGGCUGCUGCUGCUGCCCAGGCUCAAGGACCGGGGCAGGCUCCUGGAUCUGGACCCAACUCGGGGCCCCCUCCAUCAGGCAUGCACCCAGGAGGGCCCCCGCCACACCACGGUGCGCCAGUGCCCUACCACGGAGGACCUCCACCCGGUGCUGCCAUGCACCCAGGCUACCCUCCGAUGGGUCACCACCCCAUGGCCCCUCACCACCCAGGACAGACAGGACCAAUGGGACCAGGCCAGCCCAUACCGGGACGUAUGAUGCCUGGCCCACCUUCUGCCGCCCCCCCUCCUGGCGGCAUGCCUCCUAUGAUGCCCCCACGUCACCCUGGAGCACCCAAUGGCAUGUACCCCGGCCCACAACCUGCACAGCCUGAAGCGGUACCUCAAGUUCCUGUGGGUCCUCCAGCGCCCGCGAGUGGCAGAGUGGCUGAAAACUAAGACCUACAUUCACACACACACAAAAAACACAAAAAGCACACACACACACACACACACACACACACACACAGACACACAAAACUAUCUAUCUCUGAACCCCUUUUUGAUGGCCUUUGCUACUGGCUCGGUAUAUUUCCCUCAACACUCAAAACUACCAUCAACUUUAUCACAGGUCACACACACCCACAUACACACUCAGGGUCUCUCAGUGGCAAGGGUAACCCAAUGAUCCACACACACAUCCAGACUUCCUCUCAGGGCACAGCGCAAGGGUCGUCAUAGUAAUAAACACUGUUUCCUGCUCUGUUGGGCCAGAUGGAGGUUGGAGAGAAUGGACUGUGUAUGAAAAACAAAACCAGGAGAGAGAACGAUUUUAAAAAACAAAACAAAAAAAAACUGUCUUUCUUACCUUUUUUUUUUUUUUUUUCAAUGCUGUUUUAAUGACACUCUAAUCUCCCAUCUCUCUUUAAAACACACACCUCCUUAUGUCUGGUGCCCCCUUUUGCAAGCCAAACACUAGGGGGAGCUAGUGAGAGCAGAAGGCCAGUCAGACAUGCAGGGGUGUGAGUGUGUGCUGAGCGACCUCGGCUGUAACACACACACACACACACACACGUUAUUCAGAUUAUGAUAUGACUAAAUCACACACACACACACACACACACACAGGGGACCCAGCCUGCCCUCGCUCUUGUCUUGUUGAGUAUCUACCUCUCGCCCCUCUUUAAAUGAUACACUGUAGUUCUGUGUGUGGGUGUGUGUCUGUGAAAGUGUUUCAUGGCCCUUCACACGUCUGCCACCUCUGACCAAAGUUUGUGCCACUUGUGUAAUCUUUGCUUUUCCAUUUGAGACUUUUGCAAUAAUGAGUUGAGAUACAGACAUAAGAUGCUCUUUGGUCAAAAAGGUGGUGGUUUGGUUUUUAAACUGUUUGACAAGAUACGUCUCUGUUCCCAUUCCAAACCAAACCAAGAUGGCGACUGGAAAGUUUUUUUGUCACAACAGGGUGGAGUUUGAAGGUGAUCUGCCAAAACGCGUCAAUUCUCAACAGCGUCUACUUUUUGGCUUUCUUGGCUGACUUCAAAAGGAUAUGAUUGGCUUUAUUGGGUUUGUCAACAAAUCCCAUGGAAAGUCCAAAACAAACAAUGCAUUAGUCCGACUCUGAUUACUUUCUGACUUCCCUACUCAGUCUGUAGCUCUCAACCCCAUGCCCAUUGGUUCCUACUGAAGGCUCGGCAGUUUCCUAAACAGCUUGCCACUGUAGUUUUUAGCAAAUCCUACUCAAACGGGAGUAAACAAAGGCUUCGUUGGGGACCAUUUUUAGCAGUGGAUUAAUCAACAUUUGUUGCUCUAAUGUUGAAUUUGCUCAAAAUAAAUGUGUUUGUGGGAAACAAGGAACAUGUCAGCCAGUGCAAAAAUCUGGCCCAUCCAUGUGUUUAAAUAGUUUUUGGACAACAAUGGAUUUCUAUGGCACAGAGGAACCAAUUCAUGGCUGCUUUUGGUUCUGAUAAAACAGUUUGGCUCGAUGAGUCACCACCUAGGUACAGUUAAUAAAUGGAUCAUUGGAGCCCUGCAGUGUGCGAGCUAUUUAUUUCUGUUACUUCAUACAUUUUUGCUCACUUUACGGCUCAGCACCUGUCUUCCUUGGUUUGGAUGUGCGCGCAUAGUCCUGUUGGUUUUGGUUCCUUGACUGGAUUUGUUGACUAUAAGGAAAAUGUACCGUAUCACCAGACGUAUCUUUUAAACAUUAAAGCAAAAGUCUCAGAUCUGAUUACUUGCGAGACACAAGCCGAUGCUCAGUCAGACCAUUAGAGGACAGAUGGAUAAACACACAAUCGUUCUCUCUGCCCCACACUAACCACAGUACUGUAACACACACACACACACACACACACACACACACACACACACACAGAUAUAAAUGUAAGCUAAGCUGAUGCUCACACUGGAGGCUGCAUGCAAACACUUGAUGACUUGGCCGGACCCUGCCCGCAACGCACUGGACAACCACACACACAGAUACAUGAACACACACACAUACAUCUAAUCUCCUGCUGACCUUCCCACAGCCUUUACAGAGAGGGAGACGCUGUGAUGCGGCUCGACUGAGACAUCAGAACAUGAAUGACGCUCUUCCUCAGCGCGGUGGGCUUCUAGAUGUUUUUAGGUGCUGAUGAUACUGUAGCGAAUAAACCCCGCCACCCUCCUCCUCUUCCCCUGCUCACGCCUAGUGCUGCCUACCUCGCUAGCCCCGCCUCACACACAAAAACUGUUUUGCUUUUAUGGCCACCAGCCACGGGAAAACUAAAGCAAUAUCCUCAUUCCUGUGUAUCAACCUAUUUGUGGUCGGCACACUGAGAAAUACGGCUCUGCCGUCGAGAAGCAAUCAUGAUUUCACAAUUUGGUCCUCAAAUUCUGUCCUGUGGUGUCGUAGUAUAUAAAAAGCUGCGUAAACAAGGGGAACAACCACCCAACAUUUAUUUAUAGAGCUGAAAUUACAGGCAAUCGAUUAGUCAAUCCACAGGAAAUUAAUGGAGAACAAGUUUGAGAUUUGUCCUUUUUCAAGCAAAAAGAACUAAACAUUCUCUGGUUCCAGCUUUUCAGAUGUGAAUUUUUUGUGAUUUUCUUUGUCUUACAUGAUGAUUAAUUGAAUAUCUAUGGACAUAUAAUAGACAUCACCUUGGGCUUCAGGAGUUUGUAAGAGGUGCAUUUUUACCAUCUCCUGACAUUUUAUUGACUGAAAUAAUCUGCCCUGUUCUUUUCAUUAUCAAUUAAUUGUUUAAUCCUGAGAUUUAAAGCUGUACUCAGCAGAUAUUUGGUAAUUUUGCUUGGUAAUCGGUUACCUAGAUUUCCUGUUGGCUAAUUGAUUAAUGCGAUUGAAAAUUCAUUCUUGACCCCUUACAAGAAGCAGUCUCAUUCUUAUUAUUGUAUCACACAAUAUUCCUCAGCAGUUGUUACGAUGUUGUAGAUGUUCAAAUUUCCGUUGUUUUCUGCGCACGACUUUGUGCAUUUUGGCUUAAAAGUUUAGACUGAAAGUUCCUUCUCAACCUCGGACUCCGCAGUGGGCUCAACAAUCUCGCCAGAAGAUCAAUUUGUAGCCGUUGAGCAGCUUUUGGUCGUAUUACAAUCUUCAUCGGCAGAUGAGGUUGCCCAGUUGUCGUGGAAAUCCCUAAAAUACUCAAAAUAGAUUUGGACAGCUACAAUUCCACGACAAGUGCUUGAGGAAUACCAUGUAUUGCAAUCAAAAGCUCUAGAACCGCUAAUAAAUGACCACGCGACGAGAUUGUUUAGCCAACUAAUCGAUUGUUUUCAGCCCUACACGAAUAUAAAAGAAACGGUGACGUAGCUUUCUACAUUUUCCAUUUAAGUCUUUGAGUUAACCGUGCGUGUUGGCUUGAAAUAAAGGUAAACUAAUACUGACAAUAGGAAAACGAGUAAGCUAAACUCGAGUGGCUCCUGCUCACUCUACAAAAUUCCUCAGAAAGUGAACGGAUAUGGGGCGCUGCAUCACUCUUCGGUCCACACACAGGUUGAUAAUAAGCUCAAAGGUUUUUUUUAAUGUGAAGUUUUAACUGAAAUUACUCCUCUCGCCCGUUCGCUAGCACUCUCUGCUACCUCUUCCUCGUCCAUCCGCUAGCUACCUCUUCUAGAAAUCUUCUUCUCGCUAUCUGCUACCUCUCUGCGCACCCCUUUGCUACCUCUCGUUCCCAUUUCCUUUUCUUUUUAUGCCCACGUGACUGCUUCAUCACUGAUUGUUGCCCUCUUCUACCAGUCUGAUGGAAGAAGAAAACCCACGUACAGUCGUUCACUCUUGCUCUCGUUCACCGCGCCCUCCUUUCCCAUUCAACAUCUUUUACAGGCUUGUUACAUAAUAUCACUUAAAUAUGACGGGAAUCCCCUUCACAUAUAUUAUCUUUAAUCGAUACUUUUUUGUGUUGAUGGUAUGUAUUUUUAAGGAGACGUUUUGUGUAGAUGGAAGUUAUGUUAUUUGAAAGUUUGUAGCAUUUUGUUUUUUCUUUUGUAUGGGGGUCUGUUGGUACUUGGACCUAGACACUGUCAAAUAAACUGUUUUGUAUGAG